This is a messenger RNA of Lingula anatina, 1677 nucleotides long. Its product is annotated as zeta-sarcoglycan-like. Gene Ontology annotation, cellular component: sarcoglycan complex; membrane. The record is from RefSeq and is a predicted model, not a curated record. Lineage: Eukaryota; Metazoa; Brachiopoda; Lingulata; Lingulida; Lingulidae.
UUAAAUUUCUCGGACUUGCCAGGUAUUCUCUGUGCUCUCACUCUCAUUACUGACUCAGCUGUGGUACAUGUGGGCUGGUUACCUGGAAUACCAGUCUGUGUUUUUCUCGGGAAUGAGACAGGUCUAUAUCGGACCAGGCUUAGGAUAGUAGGCUGAGGAUACAUUGUGGUUCAUUUCUUGACUUGCCUGCAGUUGUGUAUAUAUAAACAGUGGGAGCUACAAAUAUGUAAUCAGAUGGUUACUAGUACAUAUUCUGGAAAUAGGGGUGAAAGAGAGGCUAUGGGCCGUGGGAGGGCUGCUGGGAACUGGUCCCAAACUUCGUCCUCUCCGCCCCCGGAGUCCGUGUACAAGGUCGGGAUCUACGGCUGGCGGAAACGGUGCCUGUACUGUUUUAUCCUGGUGCUGCUGGUGCUCAUCAUAGUCAACCUCUCACUUACAAUAUGGAUACUCAAAGUCAUGGACUUUUCUGGGGCAGGAAUGGGGAAACUGAGAAUCACAAACCAGGGUAUCCGUGUGGAGGGACACUCAGAAUUUCUAGCACCCCUUUAUGCAGCACAAAUAAAGUCAAAUACAGACAAAGCUUUAUUCCUUGAAUCAUCCAAAAAUGUAACCAUCCACACUAGAAAUGAAGCAGGCAGCAUUACAAACAGACUGUACAUAGGUUCCAAGGAAGUGGAGAGUUACUGUGAUAGUUUUGAAGUGGUCAACUCUGCUGGAGAGCAGCUGUUCUAUGUGGAUGGGACACAGGUCACCAUAGGACCAGAAAAACUCCACAUUGCAGGUAAAGAGGGCACUGUCUUCCAGGGAUCUAUACAAACAGGUGCUGUACGUUCCAACAUCUCCAAAUCUCUAACGUUGGAAUCUCCAACCAGAGAAUUAAAACUUCAGGGUCCCCAGGGUAUUACUCUGUCCUCACUGGUAGGAGAUGUUACUAUGACAACUCUACAAGAUGUUGUUCUCCACUCCACGGGUCAAGCAAUAAGACUAAAUUCCCAGAACAUUCACAUGAAGAACUUACAGGUCAGCUCUCCAGUGGGAUCAGGCCGUGCCUACCCCGAGGUGUACCAGCUGUGCGUGUGUGGGAACAAUGGCCGCCUGUUCCUGUCAGAGCCUACGGGGGAAUGUCAGGCAACUGCAGAUGUAUGCACGUAGCAUAUGCUUCAUCUUUACGAACAGUGGUAGAUGCAUGUGCACUGCAUGUUUGAGGUAUAUGGAGAGUUGCAGAUCGAUGUCCACAGCAUAUAUUUGAUAUAUACGGAGCUGCAUAUGUAAGUGCACAGCAUAUGCUUGAAAUAUACAGGGAGCUGCAGAUGCAUGUGCACAGCAUGUGCUUCAUCUUUCUUCAAUACCACGGAACAACCAGUACGUAGUAAUGAAAAGUAUUUGGGGCAUACUGCUGUUGUCCCAUGGACAUUUAUGCAGCUUUAAUGGAAAGUUCUAGCAGGAAAUAAUUGUCAUAAAAACAGUAUUGUCAACUCUGCGCUGUUCACAAUGUGAAGAUCUAUUAUUAUUGGAUGAUUUAAGUGAUGGAUGCUGGCAGGACUGCUGAGGGGGAUGAAAUAACACUGCUGUGGCCUGUCGCACAAGAGAACGUUAGCCUGGAAUUUGGUCUUAACUUUAAGAUCUAAAUUUUAGAUACACAAAUUGGUAGUCAUACAGUUGAUGAAAAAGUUGCAG